This is a messenger RNA of Strongylus vulgaris, 348 nucleotides long. NCBI's taxonomy places the organism in Eukaryota, Metazoa, Nematoda, Chromadorea, Rhabditida, Strongylidae. The record is from the annotation of a GenBank genome assembly.
AUGGACGAUUCUGACCUACUGAAUCCUCGAUCAUCGAUUUUGUCGGAUGCUGUACGCUUACUUGAAAAGACAAUUCCUCUCAUCAAGACAGGAUCUGCUCCUACAGUAGCAAAGGAUUUUAGGCGUUUAUCUCCUUUCACUUUCUCGCAACCUGACCAGACGCGGAAUCCGUUAGUAGCCCCUCUUAACACCAUACCAGCGACAGAAAAGAGAGCAUUUCUGCCAUCUCGAGAUGAUCCCAUUCGUCCUGACACGCCACCAAUCAGUCCCAUAAACGCUGCUCAUAGAGAAUUAGGCACAUUUGAUACACAUCUUGGUCGUUUCGCAAAUGGUGUGCCCAACAGGUAA